AUGCCAUCAGAUUCCGCCGAUCACCGUCGUAUAACCACCGGAAAGCACCACCAUCUGGGGGUUGCUGCACCGCCUCCUGAACCGGAACACCUUCCUUGCCCACGAUGUGACUCCACCAAUACCAAGUUCUGUUACUACAAUAACUAUAAUUUUUCUCAGCCUCGUCACUUCUGCAAGGCUUGCCGCCGGUACUGGACUCACGGCGGGACGCUCCGUGACAUUCCGGUGGGUGGUGGAAGUCGUAAGAAUGCUAAGCGUUCACGUCCUUCCACCGCCGUGUCGUCGUCUCACAACAUUAACAGCUCCGCGGUUUCCUCCGGUCUUGACUACUGCCAUAUUCUUCCCACUGCCACCGUCCCUGUCUUUCCAUUCGCUGGAGAUCACGGCGGAGCGGCGCAGUUUGUCGGAGAUGUGAAACCCGGUGUUGGAAUGUGUGGGAGUUUCACGUCGCUUUUGAGUAAUAAUCAAAGCCCGGGGCUUUUCGGACUUGGAGUUGGAGGGUUUGAUCAAGAAUUGAGCUUCGGUCUUGGAAGAACGAUUUGGCCGUUCUCCGACGGUGUUGGUGGUGGUCACUCCGCCGCCGGUGGUGGCAGUGGGAACACGUGGCAGCUGGAGAGUGGAGAUGGUGGUGGGGAUUGUUUUGUUUUGCCGGAUCUUGCGAUUUCGACACCAGGCAAUGGCAUGAAGUAG
Molecule: messenger RNA, 690 nt
Organism: Cynara cardunculus var. scolymus (artichoke)
Lineage: Eukaryota; Viridiplantae; Streptophyta; Magnoliopsida; Asterales; Asteraceae
Product: dof zinc finger protein DOF3.4
Exons: 1
Coding region: 1-690 (229 amino acids)
Biological process (GO): regulation of DNA-templated transcription
Molecular function (GO): DNA binding; DNA-binding transcription factor activity
Source: RefSeq, a predicted model, not a curated record